This is a messenger RNA of Sebastes umbrosus (honeycomb rockfish), 830 nucleotides long. RefSeq names its product oogenesis-related gene (gene org). The coding region runs from base 101 to 745 and encodes 214 amino acids. Lineage: Eukaryota; Metazoa; Chordata; Actinopteri; Perciformes; Sebastidae. The record is from RefSeq and is a predicted model, not a curated record. The transcript has 6 exons.
CUUCAGGGUACAUUUCACCCUCCAGAACCAGCACACACACAGAGAGACAGACUGCAGUCCUUCAGCUCCUCUUCCUCACCUCAGAUCCACCAGCAGCAGGAUGACUUGUGAGAUCCAGAGAGACUCCGUGGAGCUACUGGAGCAGCCCGAAAACACUGAGGAGGAGCUGGUUGUGAGGAGAGGCGGCGUGUUCUGGCUCUUCAGCCUCGUGGUACGCACAUACCGCGGGUUCUGGUGGGUGUUGGGUUACCGGCAGCAGGAGAAAGCAGCAGCAGCCGUCGGUCCGUCGUCCUCCAGUCCAGCCCGGCAGAGCCUCGCCGGACGGAAGCGCCUCCACCGGGUCACCAGAGUCCUGCUCUCCAUCCUGCCCCGCUGGAUGCAGGGCGCUCUGGGCUACCCGGUGUCCAGCAGCAUCGGCCGCACACUCUCUCCAGAAAUCCAAGUCUCUCCUACUAAACCUUGUGGAAAGGGCAGCAAGCGAAAGCAGGAUGAGUUGGAUGAGGAGGAUGACGAGCAGAAUCAGACCUGGGUGGAGGCGCUCCAUCAGGAGCUCGUUGACGACGAAGGCCUCGAGGAAGAUCCUAACUAUGAGCCCAGUACCAUAGAGACUGAGAGUGAAGAGUACCGCUCGCACAACAGCACAGAAAGCGACAUUGAGGUUGAGGAGAAAGGCGUGGUCAUUGAGGACGUGAACACGAGUGUUGAGAUGUCCUCUCCAUCUGAAGUCUGUAGCCUGGCUGUUUAAUGUGUCAUAUUGACAAAAUGAUGUAUUGUUCCAGUGUUUUUGUAUGUUUAUAUAUUAAUUCAAUAAAACUGUCCUUUUGCCUUGA